AUGAAGCGCAGCAUGAUGCGCGAGCGAGAAAGCUUUGCUAUUAAACCAUCAUAUGAGGAAUACGUUUCAUAUGGUGGCAGAGUAGGAGGUAGAGUAGGAGGUAGAGUAGGAGGAAAAGAUAGUGGCAGAAUUGGUGGCAUAGUUGAUGGAAGCGUAGGAGGAAGAGUAGGAUGUAGAGUAGGAGGAAGAGUUGAUGGCAGAGUUGGUGGAAGCGUAGGAGGAAGAGUUGGUGGCAGAGUAGGAGGUAGAGUUGGAGGAAGAGUUGGUGAUAGAGUAGGAGGAAGACUUGGUGGUACAGUUGGUGGCAGAGUUGGAGGAAGAGUUGGUGGCAGAGUAGGAGGUAGAGUAGGAGGAAGAGUUGGUUGCAGAGUUGGUUUAAGCGUAGGAGGAAAGGUUGGUGGUAGUGUAGGGGGAAGAGCUGGUGAUAGAGUUGGAGGAAGAGAUGGUGAUAGAGUAGGAGGAAGAGUUGGUGGCCAAGUAGGAGGUAGAGUUGGAGGAAGAGUUGGUGAUAGAGUAGGACGAAGAGCUGGUGGAAGAUUAGGAGUAGGAGGAAGAGUUGGUGGAAGCGUAGGAGGAAGAGUAGCAAGAAGAGUUGGCGGCAGAUUAGGAGGUAGAGUUGGAGGAAGAGUUGGUGAUAGAGUAGGAGACCGAGUUGGUGGAAGCGUAGGAGGAAGGGUUGAUGGUAGUGUAGGAGGAAGAGUUUGUGGUAGUUAG
Molecule: messenger RNA, 714 nt
Organism: Calliphora vicina (urban bluebottle blowfly)
Lineage: Eukaryota; Metazoa; Arthropoda; Insecta; Diptera; Calliphoridae
Product: circumsporozoite protein-like
Exons: 2
Coding region: 1-714 (237 amino acids)
Source: RefSeq, a predicted model, not a curated record